AUGUCAGGGUGGGACGAAGGAGCGAUCUACUACAGCGACCAAGCGCAGUCGCUCGGCGGCGACAGCGGAGACCCCGGAAGCAACGCGGCAGCCGCCACCCGCCACUCGGCUCUGCAGAAAUUCAAGGAAUUCAUACGAAGCUUCGAGACCCAGAAGAAUGUAUUUUCGUACAGAGAGAGCCUCCUCCACAACCCUAAAUACCUGCUUGUCGACAUUGAAGACCUCGACGCCUUCGAUGCCGACCUCGUUGCAAAGCUCCGCAAUUCCCCCGCUGAUUACUUGCCUCUGUUUGAGAACGCAGCGGGUCAGGUUUUGGCGAAUUUGAAGACGAAAGUGCCCGGAAACGAAGGGCAAUUGGAGGAACGGGUGCCUGAGGAUGUUCAGAUUUUGCUGACCUCCAAAGAAGACCCAGCUUCAAUGCGCCGGCUUGGGGCACAAUGUAUAUCGAAACUUGUCAAGGUUGCGGGGAUCACUAUAGCUGCUUCAAGGGUCAAGGCAAAGGCGACUUAUGUGAUUGUGAUGUGUAAAAACUGUAAAAAUGUGCAGAGAGUACCUUGUCGGCCAGGCCUUGGCGGGGCAAUUGUCCCCCGCUCUUGUAACCAUAUUCCUCAGCCUGGAGAAGAACCUUGUCCCCUUGAUCCAUGGGUUGUGGUUCCUGACAAGAGCAAGUAUGUUGAUCAGCAAACCUUAAAAUUGCAAGAGAACCCAGAGGAUGUACCUACUGGAGAGCUUCCGAGAAAUAUACUUCUGUCUGUGGACCGCCAUCUUGUUCAGACAAUUGUGCCUGGGACAAGAUUAACCAUCAUGGGCAUUUAUAGCAUCUAUCAAGCUUCCAAUUCUUCCACUUCCCACAAAGGAGCAGUUGCUGUUAGGCAGCCUUACAUCAGAGUGGUAGGAAUAGAAGAAGCAAAUGAUGCCCACUCUCGAGGUCCCGCUUCUUUUACACAAGAAGAGAUAGAAGAAUUCAAAAAGUUUGCUGCAGAACCUGAUGUCUAUACAAGUAUAUGCUCAAAGAUUGCUCCCUCUAUAUUUGGUCAUGAUGACGUAAAGAAGGCCGUGGCUUGUCUUAUGUUUGGGGGAUCUAGAAAGAAUUUGCCUGAUGGUGUGAAGCUAAGAGGUGAUAUCAAUGUCUUACUUUUGGGGGAUCCAUCUACUGCUAAAUCACAGUUUCUCAAGUUUGUCGAGAAGACAGCUCCUAUAGCUGUGUAUACUUCAGGAAAAGGGUCAUCAGCUGCUGGUCUUACAGCUUCGGUGAUCAGGGAUAGCAGUUCUCGUGAGUUCUAUCUUGAAGGAGGAGCCAUGGUUUUGGCAGAUGGGGGUGUUGUCUGCAUUGAUGAGUUUGACAAAAUGAGAUCGGAGGAUAGGGUUGCUAUUCAUGAAGCCAUGGAGCAGCAAACCAUAUCCAUUGCCAAAGCAGGAAUAACAACUGUUCUUAAUUCUAGAACCUCUGUGCUUGCAGCUGCUAACCCUCCUUCUGGGCGUUAUGAUGAUCUUAAGACUGCACAGGAUAACAUAGAUUUGCAGACAACGAUUCUUUCUAGAUUUGACUUGAUCUUUAUUGUUAAAGAUAUCAGGAUGUACAGUCAGGAUAAGAUUAUAGCAAGUCAUAUCAUAAAGGUUCAUGCGUCUGCUGGGGCAGCUCUGGGUGACAAUAGGGUAGUAUCUAAAGAAGAGAAUUGGCUGAAGAGAUACAUACAAUAUUGUCGUACUGAAUGUCACCCCCGUUUAUCGGAACCUGCAUCCAAGAAGCUGCAGGAUAAUUAUGUGAAAAUCAGACAGGACAUGAGACAGCAAGCAAAUGAAACCGGGGAGGCUACUGCAAUACCAAUCACUGUAAGGCAGCUGGAAGCUAUUGUGAGAUUGAGUGAGGCCCUUGCAAAAAUGAAACUGUGCCAUGUUGCUACUGAGGAUAAUGUUAAGGAAGCAAUAAGACUAUUUACCGUGUCCACAAUGGAUGCAGCAAAGUCUGGAAUAAAUCAACAAAUCAAUCUUACUGCUGAGAUGGCAAACGAAAUUAAGCAAGCUGAAACUCAGAUAAGGAGAAGAGUAGGCAUUGGGAACCACAUAUCAGAGAGAAAGCUGAUUGAUGAGCUCACAAGAAUGGGGAUGAAUGAAUCUAUUGUGAGAAGAGCUCUUAUAAUUAUGCACCAGAGGGAUGAAGUUGAAUACAAGCGAGAAAGACGUCUUAUUUUACUUUACAUUAUCACAAGCAUUGGGAGCACCCAGUCAAAUGCAAAGGGUAAGCUGCGCGCAGUAAUAGCAGGCGUAACGGAGGAAGUGGACACCAUUCGAAAUCCAAAGGAACCGAGUAUUAGAGGAAUUGGAGGAGGGAGGAUGGGUCAUGGUGUACACAGUACCAGAGGAACCACUUUACCAUUUUCUUGUUAUUCUUGUUCAGUUCGGUCCUCCUCGUCGGUUUCUCUGACUCAGCGGCAGCGUCCUCCGAGUCUUGGCCCGAGUUAUGUGAGGUACGCGGUGCUUGGUGCUGGCUUCGCCGGCCUCUCAGUUGCGUGGCACUUGUUAAAGCAGAGUCCCAAAGACUCGCGUAUACGCAUUGAUAUUUACGAUGAAGUUGGAAUCGGAGGAGGUGCAUCGGGCGUUUCAGGAGGCCUUCUUCACCCUUAUUCCCCUAAAGCCAAGCUUCUAUGGCGUGCUGCCGACUGCUGGAAUGAAUCUUUAAACCUUUUGAGCGUUGCCGAAGCAGCAGCAGCAGCAGCUUCUGCUGCUCAAAAUCCUAAUGAAGACGACCUAUUGCCAAUUGUUAGAAGAAGGGGCAUCUUGAGACCAGCCCUGAGCAUGAAGAACUUGAUGUUGUUGAAAGAUAAUGCCCAGAAUUGCCUUGCCAGUUGCAGAAUAGAAACCAUUGACAACGAUGCUGCCCAAAAUCUUCUACCCAGUAUAUGUGUACCUUUCAACACCUCAUUUUAUAUGCCUGAAGCUGUUAAUAUUCAUCCUCAACGCUAUUUACAGGCACUCUUCUUAGCAUGUCAAAAUUUGGUGAAGGAACUAUAUUCUGAUGGCUUCGGAGUAAAAGAAUUACAUUUGCACAAGAGUUCUGUCCACAAACUCCUAGACCUAGAAGGUGCGAAAGCAGACUUGCUUCCUGAGCUUUGUGGGAGGCUUCCUUUGAGGACAUGCAGAGGUGUCGUUGCACAUCUUCAGCUUCCUGAUCAUUUAAGAGAGGAGUAUCCAAGUCUUGGCCCCUCGAUAUUGUCAGAUGCUUGGCUUGCUGUGCAAGGUCCUCGAAAUUUAUAUAUGGGCUCAACAUGGGAAUGGAAAUCAAGAAACUCAUCACCAAAUGUAUGUGCAGAUGAAGCCACGGAAGCCCUUAACGAGCUUCUGCCAAAGGCAUGUGCCAUUUUUCCUGCUCUAAAGGAUUGGAGCUUUGCUGGAGCCAGGGCUGGCCUGAGGGCAAUGCCACCACUCACUCCUCAUGGCUCACUUCCCCUUUUGGGUUGUGUCAAUGACAUUGUAGGCGAAAACCGAACCUCCAACUACUGGUUAUUUGGAGGGCUUGGUUCAAGGGGAUUGUUGUACCAUGGUUGGCUUGGGAAGUUGAUGGCACAAGCUGUGCUUUCAUGUAGUGAAGAAUUAAUCCCAGAUGAAUUAACCUCCUGGAAGAAAAGAAGACAAUAA
This is a messenger RNA of Prunus armeniaca (apricot), 3636 nucleotides long. The record is from the annotation of a GenBank genome assembly. Lineage: Eukaryota; Viridiplantae; Streptophyta; Magnoliopsida; Rosales; Rosaceae.